This is a messenger RNA of Lathyrus sativus (Indian pea), 2952 nucleotides long. NCBI's taxonomy places the organism in Eukaryota, Viridiplantae, Streptophyta, Magnoliopsida, Fabales, Fabaceae. The record is from the annotation of a GenBank genome assembly.
AUGCAAUUCAGACGGCGUGAUGAAGAUCAUGCUGCACGGUCUCUUUCUCCGAAGUUGCGUUCCCACCACCGGCUUGAUUCAGCUCCAGACUUGGUUCGGAGAAACCGUGUUGAUGGGUUGGAUCGGUUGCCAGUUCAGCAGAGGAAGUUGAAUCCUCUGAGAGGGGAUAUUGAUGGCAACAAAAGGGGUGGUGAUGGAUUUGAAGGUAGGGAUUCGGACUGGCAUUUGAGUGAUCGGAGAAGUGGUAGGGUUCAAUCGAGGUCCCCUCCGGUUGAUCAAAUGAGGAAAAGGUCACAUUUUGAUGAUGGGGUUGACCAUAGAAGUUCUUCACCAUCAUCUUUAGGGUUGAGACCUAAAUAUGAGUAUUCAAAAUCUAUGGAUUACAGUGGUGUUGAUGAUGAAAAUUUGGAUGUGAAGCGUGUUUAUGUCAAUAGAGAGAAGAGCUUCAUUGAAAGCAGGUUAGGUGGUGGAAAGAGUACUGUGGAUCAGAGGUUUUCGAGAAAUGGAAAUGAAGUAGGAGGUUCAUAUAGGUCUAUUCCGGAUAUCGGUGUAAGUGUACAAUCACAAUAUGAGGAAGACGGUGGGAAAUUUCAUCCGCUGUCAAGGAGAGUGCCAACUGAGAGAUUUGCGUAUGAAAGGCUACAACACCGAGAGCAUUUACCUGUGGAUAAGAUACCGAUCACAGAACCUCACCGUGGGGCUGAUAAAAGUAAAACAAUGUUUCAUACAAGGGAUGCUUCCUAUUCGAAAGAAUCUCCCUCUUAUGCAAAGGAUUUUGCAGGCACUUCUCACUUGAGGGACUAUGGGAAUUCCUCCGUGGAAAUGAGGAGUGAUUUUCUAUGCUCGCACGGCGACUGUGUCUGCUCACGCUCAUCUUAUGAUCAGCCUAGGGGUAGCGGAAAACUUGCUGAAGGUGUAGGGUUUAGUGGACGUGGCCAAAGGCCACAUGUAGACACUAGUAGAGGUCCUGAAAUUCGUGAGAGGAAUAUUACGUGCCAUCAGUGUGAGCUUAGUCCCAGUCAUACCAGGAUUGAGCAUUCAGAUUAUUUUAAUUCCAGAUUACAUUCAAGAGCAGCACAUGACGAAUAUUUAUAUCAGUAUGAUGAUAUACCUAGAAGGGUAGAUCCUCAUGGUCGAUUGGACUAUGAGCAAGCUGUAAUAGAAUAUGAUAACAGGGAGUUGUCCAGACAUUAUAUUUCACACCCAGAUAUAGAUAGAACUGGUAAGAGUGAAGAUUAUUAUGGAAAUCCAAGAAGGGGUGUUAUGCAUGAGCAUGACCACUCUACAUCAGAGAAUCCAAAAUAUGUAGACUAUCAUGAUAUGAGAAGAACAUCAGUUGCAUCAAAGCAGGGAAAUGCCUAUUUGCGUUCUGGAUAUAAUCAUACUGAAAUUGGGAAAAGAAUGCCAAAUGAUUAUGAGGUUUCAUAUCAGGAUGCACCAGAAGCUGAUCAUCAAAUAUCAAAUUUAAGAACAGAAUAUAAAUUUGGAAGAGAUGGUGCUCGAGGGCUUCAACAAGAAAGGUAUCAGAGUUCACCUCUGUCUAAGCAUGAUUCAGAAACCUACAGACAAGCUGCCAGAGUGCAGGAAAUGAAUCAGGAUGUUGGCAUUCAUAACCGUUCAGAUAGACAUAUGAAAAGAAAAUACUAUGCCAAUGAGGAAAUAGAUGUGCAUGAUUUGAGAACAAUAAAAUCAAGUAAAUGGGAUGACACACCUGAUGAAUAUGAAGAUUAUUAUGUAAAUGAAGAGUGGGUCGAUGAUGAAGAUAUGAAUAUGUUGUACUCAUAUGAUAAUGUUGGAUCCAAGCAUAAGAUAUACAGAAAGCAUAAUAAUAAAUACAAUGAGUUGGAGAGUGAAGAAGGUUUUCCUUCUAACAAUAGGAUAUCACCUGAAGGUUCUAUGGAACGUGUUCAAAGACCACCAUUUCUAUUUCAGAAGUAUUCCAAUCAAAAUAUGAGACAUUCAAAGUCGAGUUCAUCAAACUGGUAUAAAUCUCAGCAUUUUUCUAGAAGAAAUGCAAAUCAGAAACAGCCUAAAGGUUGGAAAAAGUAUCAUGGAUACAAUGAGAACAAGCAUACAACUAAUGACGAGUCAUAUGAAGAUUUGGUUAGUGCUGCAGAACCUCAGCCAACUGAGGACUCUGAGGAAUUUUUACAAAUGGUACAUGAGAAUUUCUUAAUGUACUCCAAGAAGUUGAAUUUGAACUUAUCUGUCCAAAGAAGGUAUCAGAAACAAGGAAAAGCUGGUGCUUUGUACUGCAUUGUAUGUGGUAGAAGUUCCUCAAAGGAAUUCAUGGACACCCGAAGCUUAGUAACUCAUGCUUUUAUGUCCCAUAAGCCUGGCCUGAGAGCUAAACACCUGGGUCUUCACCAAGCAAUAUGUGUUAUGAUGGGAUGGGAUACCGCUGUUCCUCAAGAUACAGUAACUUGGGUUCCCCAGGUCUUGUCCCAUCCUGAAACUUUGGCUCAAAAGGAGGAUUUGAUUCUUUGGCCACCAGUUGUUAUCAUACAUAAUAUUUCGAUGUCAGAUGACAAUCCUCAAAACUGGAAAGUUAUAAGUAUGGAAACAAUUGAGGCAUUUAUAAGAGGCAAAGGUUUUGUGAGGGGACGGAUCAAACUAUGCUUGGGGAAGCCCGCAGAUCAAAGUACUAUUCUGGUGAAGUUUUUGGGCACAUUUGUUGGGCUGGGAGAUGCAGAAAGGAUUCAUAAAUAUCUUUCUGAUAACAACCGGGGGAGAGCCGAAUAUGAGAAGGUAAAAUCCGAAGGUGUCAAAAGCAGUAACAUCAAAGAGACGGAUCAGGGAGACAAAGUGGAGAGUUUGCUUUAUGGUUAUGCGGCGAUUGCGGAGGACUUGGAGAAACUAGAUUUCAAUAGCAAGAGUUGGAGUUCGGUAAAGAGCAGGAAGGAGAUUGACGACCUGGAUAAGGCUCCUGUUAAAACCGACGACAGGCAAUGA